Molecule: messenger RNA, 971 nt
Organism: Gracilinanus agilis (Agile Gracile Mouse Opossum)
Lineage: Eukaryota; Metazoa; Chordata; Mammalia; Didelphimorphia; Didelphidae
Gene: VTI1B
Product: vesicle transport through interaction with t-SNAREs 1B
Exons: 6
Coding region: 211-906 (231 amino acids)
Biological process (GO): retrograde transport, endosome to Golgi; macroautophagy; Golgi to vacuole transport
Cellular component (GO): SNARE complex; ER to Golgi transport vesicle membrane; late endosome membrane
Molecular function (GO): SNAP receptor activity; SNARE binding
Source: RefSeq, a predicted model, not a curated record
UGUGGGACUUCAAGGAGGGAUUUCCGAUUCUAAAGGACCCAGUCCCUUAAGUUCCCCCGGAAGCGUCUCCCUUUACACUGGGGCGGCGGCUGAUGUAGCCUAUGGCAAUGGAGUCAAGAUACGGAGGUUGAACCCCACGGCCGGGUUAGAAGUGGGCCCUGGAGCCUGGGACCUCGGCCGUGCCCGUGUCGGGGGAACUCGCCCAGCGCCAUGGCAGUCGCCGUGUCUUCAGAGCCUUUCGAGAAGUUGCACGACAUCUUCCGCGGGCUCUACGAUGACCUGCGAGGGGUCCCCGAGAGGCUCCUGGGGGCCGGGGGGACGGAAGAGAAAAAGAAGUUAAUCAGAGAUUUUGAUGAGAAGCAACAGGAAGCAAAUGAAACGUUGGCAGAGAUGGAAGAGGAGCUGCGCUUUGCCCCUCUGUCCUUUCGCAACCCCAUGAUGGCCAAGCUUCGAAGCUACCGCAGAGACCUGGCCAAGCUCCAGCGAGAGGUGAGGAGCACUCCUCUGACAGUGGUGCCUGGGGGCCGUGGAGACAACAAAUAUGGAGCCUAUGCCAUUGAGAAUGAGCACAUGAAUCGACUGCAGUCUCAAAGAGUAUUACUUCUGCAAGGCACUGAAAGCCUGAACCGAGCCACUCAGAGCAUUGAGCGCUCUCACCGAAUUGCCACUGAGACAGAUCAGAUUGGUGCUGAGAUCAUUGAAGAACUGGGGGACCAAAGAGAUCAGCUGGAACGCACAAAGAGCCGGCUGGUGAAUACAAAUGAAAACUUGAGCAAAAGCCGAAAGAUCUUGCGUUCAAUGUCCAGAAAAGUCGCAACCAAUAAACUGCUGCUUUCCAUGAUUAUCCUUCUGGAAUUGGUCAUCUUGGGAGGCUUAGUCUAUUACAAGUUCUUACGAAAACUCUGAAAAUUCCUGCCUCCAUUUUACUCUCCUCACGGCUCUCUAAAUCAAAGAGUUAAAGGACCAACUUU